AUGUGGCUCACCACUGGCCUGGUGAUCUUUUGGACAGUCCUGGCAGUGGUUAUCCUGGCUUGGAACUACCAGACGCGGAUCUACUUGAGCAUCGUCAAGGAGCCCACCUUGCCGGAGAUCAUGAACAUCUCAGGCCCCCGGGUGGACGCCAAGCACGUCAUCGUGGCGGCCAUCGAGCACACCAUCCCGGAGCGCGGGGUGAAGGUUAGUGCCGGAGGCCUGGGCAAGGUGCUGGACCAGAUGCUCAAAGAGCACCCCCCGUGCACUUUGAGCCUGGUCCACCCCAUGUUCGGCGACGUGAACUAUGGCGAGCUCGAGGAAUUCACGGUGCUGAGCUGCGUGGUGGAUGGCAAAGAGCAGUCGAUCACAGUCUUCACCCUGCAGAGCGAGGCCAACGGCCUGAAGCGCGUGUGGUACCUCCUCAAACACGAGCUCUUCACGGAGAAGGUGAAGAGCGCGCCCUAUCCGCCCUCCAUGACGAAAGUGAGGACGUUGCGGUACUUCUCCCUGUGGAACCAGGCCACCGCGAUGCUGAUCAAGAAGCUGAAGCCAGACAUCUACCACUGCAUGGACUACCACGCGGCGCUGGCGCCCUUGUACCUCGAGGCGCAUGAGCAGAUUCCCAUCAUCUUGGUGCUGCACAACGCCGACUACAUGGGAGUCAUUGACACGGACUUCAUCAGCGAUCGCUUCUGGAAGACAGUUACUCAGCUGCGGCGGUUGAGCCUCAUCUUGAACUUGCAGGUGUCGACCAUCCGAAAGUAUUGCAUGUUCGAGGGCCGGUUCAACAUGCUCAAGGCCGGUGUCACCUACAUCAAGCAGACCCAGGCGGGGUAUGGCAUUUGCGCUGUGUCGGAGAACUAUGCGGUGGAGCUGAAGCGUGAGCGCACGCUCUUCGCAGGGCUGCCGUAUCUCAUCAGCCUGGAUAAUGCCACAGACCCGGCGGAGGACAACAACUGCUCCCUGGACCGGCUGCGGGCGUUGCGCUUCGAGGCCAAGGCCCAGCUGCAGCGCCACUGCGGUUUGGACCCCGACCCGGGCGCGAAGAUCCUCAUCUUCAUCGGGCGCUGGGUGAAGCAGAAGGGCGUGGACCACAUCGCCAUGCUGACCCCCGCCUUCUUGCGGACCCACCCGGAGGUGCAGAUCAUUUUGGCCGGCCCGCCGGACGACGCCUGCGGCCUCUACGCGGGCACGCUGCUGGAACAGCUAGGUGAUGAGUUCAAGGGCCGGCUUUUCGUGUGCACCAAGUUCUUCAGGCUGCCAGAGGAGCUGCGCCGGGGGGCGCACCUCUGCUUCACCCCGUCCUGUGCCUCGGAGCUUGGAGCGAGCUUCGGUUUCUGGGGGCCGGG
Effrenium voratum is the source of this 1349-nucleotide messenger RNA. Lineage: Eukaryota; Dinophyceae; Suessiales; Symbiodiniaceae. The record is from the annotation of a GenBank genome assembly.